CAAAAGAGUUUAGGUCAUCGCACACAAAAUGAUAUAAAUGCGUAUGUAUAGCAUAACUGUCUCGACCAAUAAGCAUCUAGCAUAAAGGCGCCAGGCGCCAUAGAUCACUCAUUUAGAUGUUCACUCUCAUUGGUCGAGACGAUCUUAUGCUAUUCAUAUGCACAUAUGUCAUUUUGUGUGCGAUGGCCCUUUCAUUUUCGGUUGAUCUAGAGAAACAAGUUUUCGGAAUCAUACCAUCUUUAAUCAUUUUCGGUUUGUCGUUUGUCUCGUCCGUUGUUUUUCUUGACCAAAUAACUAAACUGACAACAAGGAGAAAUUACAACUCUUGCAACGUAUAUUGAAUUUGGUUGUAUAACCAAAUUUGAUUGUAUAUCGAAAGCAUGCAGGUUCCACCGUCCACUGUGCACAUGUCUCUCGACGACGUCGACUACGAUGACAUUAUGGUCAACUCCACAUUGGACGCUUUGACUCAAUCUCCUUCAAUUGUGGAAGUUCCGCCUCAAAAACCGACAUCAACUACUGAAGCACAGAUUAAGAACACGAUAAAACCAAAGGGAAGUAACAUGUGGAAAUAUUUUGAAAAAAUCGAUAGAGAGAGCGCAAAAUGCAAAACUUGCUCUAAGAUCAUCAGGAAUGAUAGAAACACCACAAAUCUGAAAAAUCAUCUCAAUAGUAAACAUCCUCUGUUACUGUCGCCAGAAAAAAGAAAAUUAGACAGUAAUCCAGGCAAUUUUCCAUUUUCAAGUGAUGAAAAAAAAGAGAUUGCAAAUCGAAAGAAACGAUUGAAGAUAGAAGAAAAAGAGAAUAUCAUAACUCAUUUUAGGAGAAUAGACUCAAUGAAAGAGGGUGAAACAGGUGCCACACGAUUAACAGAAAAGAUCAUGUACAUGAUUGUAACUGAUCAUCAGCCCCUUUCAAUGGUCGAAUCCGAGGGCUUUUCAGAAUUAAUAAAAUUCUUAGUGCCGCAUUAUAAGUUGCCUUCUCGCCAAACGAUUACCCGCUUGAUCGACGCGAAAUAUAGUAAUAUGAAGAUUGCAGUAAAGAACCAACUUGCAUUAGCUCCAUCCCAUGCCAUUACGUGUGAUAUUUGGACUGACUGCAAAAUGCAAAGUUAUCUUGGCGUCACGGAUCACUAUUUAACACCUACCUUUAGUUUGAAUCAUAUCACAUUGGGAACCAUACCACUGGCCUCCAAUCAUACUGGAGAUCUAAUUGAAGAAAAACUGCGAGAAGUCCUGUCGAUGUUCGAUAUUGAUUUGGAAAAAGUGGUGUGUGUUACGAGCGAUAGUGCGGGAAAUAUGAAAAAAGGUAUUCUACAACUAGUUGGCAGCGAAAAACACGUGCCUUGCGUCGCACACAUUCUGUCGCAUAUCGUGCCAGAUGCACUGCAAUCAUUAACAUAUAUAAAUGACAUUCUAUCACAAGUGCGGAGUAUUGUUAGAAAAGUAAAAAACAAUGUCAACGCGGGCGACGAAUUGAAAAAACUGCAAAUGCAGAAUGGAUUAAGCGAAGGGCAGUGUUUACGAUUUCUCUUAGAUAUGAAAGUUCGAUGGAAUUCCACAUAUUUCAUGGCCGCCAGGUACAUCGAGUUGAAAAAUUACGUAUACACAGUUUUGCUGAAAUGCCCCGAUGCUCCUGAUCCAUUAUCUCGGGAUCAAAUUCAAGUUCUGGAAGAUUUAGUAUUAAUUUUCAAACCAAUUCAGAAUGUGAUCACAGAAAUUAGUGGAGAUUCAUACUCGACAGGUAGCAUUGCCAUCCCGAUAAUUCGUGGCCUGAAGCUCUGCAUAAGCAAAUUAAAACCGAAUACUAAAAUGGGCAAGGAUUUGAUGCUUCGCAUCAGCGAAGCUUUGGAAAAACGAUUUAAAGAGUUGGAGUCAAAUCAAGUACUCGCAGUUGCUACUAUACUUGAUCCUCGAUUCAAAAAGCUGGCUUUUGAAUCACGUCUGAAAUGUGCUAAUGCAAUAAAUAAAAUUAAUCGUCUCAUGAACGUUGCAUCGAUAAAAGAAAAUGUGGGGCAAACUGCAAAAAACUCCGGGCCGAUAGAAAAUAAUGAGGAUAAUGACAUAUGGAGUUUUCACGAUCACCAAAAUGAAGUACAAACGUCUGGUUACGAGCCUGGGUCAAAUGGUGAUGAAAUUCAUAUCGAGCUGCAACAGUACAUUAAUCAGCCUCGUAUCCCUCGAAAAAAUGAUCCUCUCGGAUAUUGGAAAAUGGUGCAAACUGCAUUUCCAACUCUCUCAAAAAUCGCCAUAUUUUAUGCAAACGCAGUCACAUCAUCGGUACCAUCCGAACGUCUCUUUUCAGAGGCUGGGAUUGUUGUUACUGACAGACGUAACAGAUUGACUGGUGAGAGAGUCAACAUUUUACUUUUUCUUUCAUCUUUGCCUAAGGAGAUGUGGGAUUGUGGGCCUUGAAUUAUUCUUUGUAAAAGAAUAAAACUUUAAUAUUAUGGGUUUGCUCACGUCGCAUGUCCCAACAUGCUCCUAUUCGUUCCAAUAUAAUACAAUCUAUAAUAUUACGUUAUGUAUACUAUAGUUUGGAGCGUAUUGGAGUAUGCGACGCGAACAAACCCUAUAUAAUUUUACUUAUAUACUGUCAUAUUAUGAUCUUAUUAAUAUCUUUAAUGUUUGAAUAUUUUGUGUUCUUUGUUGUAUAUUAUAUGCACUGUGAUACUGUAACGUUACGAGGUUUAUUCUUUUUAGCUAAACUGGCUGCACUAGUUUAGAGUUUAUCUUUCUCUUUCUAAUGGGGAGGAAAAAAAUAAACU
Messenger RNA from Linepithema humile (Argentine ant), 2767 nucleotides. RefSeq names its product zinc finger BED domain-containing protein 4-like. The record is from RefSeq and is a predicted model, not a curated record. Lineage: Eukaryota; Metazoa; Arthropoda; Insecta; Hymenoptera; Formicidae. Gene Ontology annotation, molecular function: protein dimerization activity; DNA binding.